Molecule: messenger RNA, 2557 nt
Organism: Paralichthys olivaceus (Japanese flounder)
Lineage: Eukaryota; Metazoa; Chordata; Actinopteri; Pleuronectiformes; Paralichthyidae
Source: RefSeq, a predicted model, not a curated record
AUGGCCUGUUACCCUCAGCUGAGCUCACUGAGGGUGAAGGAGCUGUGUGAGCUGCUCAGCUACUGGAAUGGAUCCAGCUUUAUCUGCAAGAGCCAGAUUGAGCGAUUUAUCAGAAUGGGAAUUCCUCCGACUUUGCGAGAUCGAGUGUGGAAGUGUCUUCUCAGCACCGACAGUCUGAGAGAGAGCAGUGACUUCAACUACCAGAGGUGCUUGUUAGAGGUCCGAGGCCCCCUGGUGGACUUAGGUGUGAGUGAGUACGGCAUCCUGUCCGCAAUAGCAACACUCAGCGAAACACAGAACGAUCUGGACUUGAACCAUCAGCAAUCGGCCGACUGCCCUGAGCCCUGCUACUCUGUAGACGACAUAACAUUGUUUCGACAGAUCGCCUUGGACCUGCAACGCUCCUUCCCCACUCACCGCUCUCUGAUGGGGGAGAGCCCAGAGGCCAUCGAGGGUCAGGCCAAGCUCUUCAGGGUCCUCAUCGCCUACGGCAAAUACAACCCACAGGUGGGAUACAGCCAAGGGAUGUCCUACAUAGCUGCUGUGCUGCUGAUGCAGUUGGGAGAGGAGGAGGCGUUCUGGGCUCUGACGGCCUUAUUGGAUAAACCUAAAUAUCUGGCUGAACUCUUUGACCUCAGCCUCUCCAAGGUCCAACAUCAGGUGAAGGUGUUCGACCAGUUCCUGAAACACAGGAAGCCGAAGCUCUCUCAGCACCUGGAGUCAGUGGGAGUCUUAUCAGUCCACUUUGUGAUGCCAUGGUUCCUCACGCUCUUCACUUCCCUGCCCUGCUGGGAUUCUGUCCUUGCCGUCUGGGAUCUCAUCAUACUGCACGGCCUGUCAGCUGUGUUUCGUAUCGCUCUGACCAUCAUCGAUCUGUUGGAGCCUCGAUUGAUGGACCAGAACGACGAGGGAGCAGUCUUACCCCUGCUGUUGAGAGUCCCUGUUGAAGUAGCCAAGUACACAGUGUUAGUCCCUGCACUGUGGAAUACUGAAGUCCAAGACUGGGAGAUUAAAUGUAUGAACAGUCUGGUGCUGGACGAGAGCCACCAUGGAUCCAAAACAGAUAUGUGCGAGAAGCAGACGGCCUCAACGUCGAUCCAAAUCAGAGAAGAUGAAGAAAAUGCACCAGCGUUGUCAGAAGGAGGAAAAACCACUGGGAAGGACUCAGUUACCAGAGCUAAGAGUGUCCUGACCCGCGUGAUGCGUCUGGCCCAGCGGUACCUGAUCGACCCGAUGGGCCGACAGCGGACUGAAGAGAAGAGUUCACAAGCACAAGUGAAGCCCAGACAGCGUAGUCCUGCACCUGGACGGGUUUUCAGGAGCCGGACCGCAGCUUCUCUAACAAAAGCUCAGAUCAGAUCCAAGAGGCGGAGCCAGCAGGAGGGCAGAGCCCACCAGCCGACGGUGCAGGGGAGUGGUGGUGAUGUCACGGUGACAGAUACAGCCAGUGGUGGGAAAAGUGACAGAGCAGAACAAACCUUCAAGAGAGCGGCAACAGGACCUGUGGGCAAGGCAGCCCGUCAUCACGCUCACCACAGCAUCAGGGUCAAGUCCCUCCGUCUCCUACGACAUGGAAAGAACCCGUCAAACCAGACCCCUCUUCCCUCUUCCUCUUUUCCUCCUUCAUCGCUCUGCUCCUCUACUCUCCGUCCGUUGUCCUCCAGCACGGCUUCAAAUCCUCCGUCAUCCGGAGCUUCUCAAAGUGGACCGGAACCCAAGCAGCAAGAUACACCCAGGAUGGCUUUCAUUAGGGAGUUGUCAUCCCGACAUCAGAUCAGUGUCCCGUUCAGGAACGCCAGGGAGUCGACGCUGAUCUGACGCUGAAGAGGUAGAGGGACGUGACGGAACAAGUGAGGGAGACAACGCUAGUUAGUAAAUCAGGUUAUUGGACCCAGACAAGUAACGAGCUCACACAAAAACCCGAAUUAAACAACUCCCACUAGAAUAAAUGGAACACCACUAAAAGUCACUGCUCACACUGUGUACUGGGGGCUGAUCCGUCUGCACUGUGUGAUGUCACAACCACACUAAAUCAUAAACCAUCAACUAAAAGGCAAUAAAGUGUAAGUGCCUUUAUUUGAUUAAGAUUACAUGUAUAUCAUCUCAUAGGAAAAAUCUGUGAGCAAUCCCUGUGUAGUGAGGCGGCCGCUCUGCUGACAGUUCACUUGUCUAAUCAACACUCGUGUGUUUUGUUGACGUGUGAGUCGGGAAUCGUAAAUCACGACCGGGAAAGUCUCGGCUCCCGAGGUUGUCUGGAACGCAGGCGUAAUCGCCGCGCGGGUCGUGUGAGGACUCGUGUGGGGACUCGAGUCAACACCUGAACAAACCUGUGGAUUUAAACUGCAGGUGAACUGAAGCAGGUUGUAUAGAUCAGUUCAUGUGUAGCUGUGAAGACAGAUUUCUGAAUAACGUGUGUGUGUCUCUUUGGUUUUACUGUGUGCUGCACUGGUGCUGUUUUUUUUAUUUUUCCACUUGACCCAUAAACGCUAGAGAAUGACUCUGUUUUUAUCUUCUUACGUCAUCGACACUAAUAAAAUAUUGAUAUUUUACUUUUUAA